GCGUGCUUUGCCAGGAUGGUGGUUCCACGAGCCACCACAGCAAACAGGAUUGCCAUAGCAACAGCUAGUGUUACAGCUCUAUUACACGCUGGCAACACACAAAGAACAGUGAGACGUUACUCGCAGAGUCUGAGGCUGGGGAAAGAGGAGAUUGCUAAACAGAGGAUGAUUCUGGUCCAGGCUGAUGGGGGUGACGAGGGCUGUGUGACGUUUGUGCUGCACGAUGAAGACCAUACGCUGGGCAACUCCCUACGAUAUAUGAUCAUGAAGACUGUGGAUGUGGAUUUUUGUGGCUACACCAUCACCCAUCCGUCUGAGAGCAAGAUCAACUUUCGCAUUCAGACACGAGGGGGGAUUCCAGCAACCGAGCCGCUGCGGAGAGGCCUGAAUGACCUCACUGAUGUCUGUCAACAUGUUCUCAACACCUUUCAAGCGAGAGUUAAUGAGUUCAAAGAGAGGCAGGAGCAGCCCAUGGAGUGAAGAACAUUGCAUAUGUGUGACUAUGAAGCUGUCAGACAGUUUCUACAGACCUAUGUCCCUUUUAUAUAUCUAUAAGGUAGUAUGAAAAGUUCUCCUCAAAAUAGUUUCAUCUUGUCAUAUUUAAACAUUUGUACAGUUUUCAUUUUUUGUAUUAUGUUGGGAUUGAUGCAUGAUGUGACAUUGUGUAUCAUUCCUGUGUUCAUCAGUCCUGGAGUUUUGGAAUGAUUAGUGUAAUAAAUGUAAGACAUUAGUCUUAGUCAACAAA
Perca flavescens (yellow perch) is the source of this 745-nucleotide messenger RNA. RefSeq names its product RNA polymerase I and III subunit D (gene polr1d). Gene Ontology annotation, biological process: transcription elongation by RNA polymerase I; transcription by RNA polymerase III. Bases 16 to 480 code for a protein of 154 amino acids. The transcript is spliced from 5 exons. Gene Ontology annotation, molecular function: protein dimerization activity; DNA binding. Gene Ontology annotation, cellular component: RNA polymerase III complex; RNA polymerase I complex. NCBI's taxonomy places the organism in Eukaryota, Metazoa, Chordata, Actinopteri, Perciformes, Percidae. The record is from RefSeq and is a predicted model, not a curated record.